This is a messenger RNA of Funneliformis mosseae, 988 nucleotides long. The record is from the annotation of a GenBank genome assembly. NCBI's taxonomy places the organism in Eukaryota, Fungi, Glomeromycota, Glomeromycetes, Glomerales, Glomeraceae.
AAAAGUUACAAUAAAAAAUAAAAUUUCUCAAAUUUUUCCUGAUACAAAAGUUCAUGCAGUCUCAGUUAAUUAUGAGGAAACUCCUUCAAGCAAACCAUCUCUGAUUAAAGAUACCAUGACCUCUCAUGGAAUGGCAGCGGCCAUUCUUCACGCUUACAACCACCAUCAACAUUUAAGAUUAUCGCCUGAUGAUAUCUGGUUAACCAUCGCACAGGGAGUUAGUCGUCAUAUUAAUUAUAAUGCAGAAAAAUUUCGUCAUUAUUUUGUCAAUCAUGAAGGUCAAGAAGAGAUAAUGAUUGAUGCCGGUGAUAUUUUAUUUUUCAAUUAUUUUAGCCUUGAGGGAGAUUGGCCUGAGGCGGUAAAUAGAUUGGUCGUGAAAACUGAUGAAGCUGUAGAAAAAAUUGAUAUAAAAUCCCUUUUAGAAUGUAAUUUCUCUACCACAACAAAUAAUUCGCUUACGGCUAGUCGUAUCGUUCUUUUGGAUAUGGUUAAAGCAUAUUUUACAUGUAAAGUAUUACUCUUGUGUGGAAUUCCUAAAGUUACUCUCGAGGGUACCUUAGAAGAUUGGGAAAAGGUACAAGAAAAGGUCAUUCAAUUACGACAGUUGAAUUUAGAACUCGAUUUUUGGUUGGAUAGAUUGGAGCCUGUUAUUUGCAAGUUUAUCGAAACUUAUAAAGUCUCGCAACAACCGUUUGGUUCAGGCCCUAGUAAUGAUAUUAGUGGAUGGUUUUUGGACUUUUUUCCUUAUGGAAAGGAUGGAUCAAAGAUAAUUUACAAUUCAAUUGAACUGGAUGAUAUUCCUGAUGGAAGUGUUGCAGUCCCAUUUACAACUGAUACUGGUUUACGUUUAAAAUUUAUUGCUGGAUUUUUGGGUGCGCAACAAGAACUUCUCGAAAAUUCUAAUGAAGUGGUUGUCUCACCAAUGAUUGGUUGGUCUGUCAUUGAUGAUAAAGCUGUCAAGGAAAAAGGAGGUUGUUAUUGUUGCUAA